AUGGCUGAUUGGGGUCCUGUGGUGAUAGCAGUGGUGCUGUUCCUGUUGCUAACUCCUGGUCUUCUGUUUCAAUUGCCAGGGAGGAACAGAGUGGUGGAGUUUGGGAACAUGCAAACCAGUCCAGUGUCUAUCUUGGUCCACACAAUCAUCUUCUUUGGUCUCAUUACCAUCUUUCUUAUUGCCAUUGGUGUGCAUAUCAACACUGGCUAG
Molecule: messenger RNA, 210 nt
Organism: Sphenostylis stenocarpa
Lineage: Eukaryota; Viridiplantae; Streptophyta; Magnoliopsida; Fabales; Fabaceae
Source: the annotation of a GenBank genome assembly